This is a messenger RNA of Thermothelomyces thermophilus ATCC 42464, 468 nucleotides long. RefSeq lists its product as uncharacterized. NCBI's taxonomy places the organism in Eukaryota, Fungi, Ascomycota, Sordariomycetes, Sordariales, Chaetomiaceae. The record is from RefSeq and is a predicted model, not a curated record. The coding region runs from base 155 to 337 and encodes 60 amino acids. The transcript has a single exon.
GGCGUGCUCUUUUGUUGGGCGCGUUGGGUCCUCAUAGGCCCGCUUUUCUACCCCCGCCCCUCUCCCCAUCUUGGAGCGCUCAGUCUUCUCGCCUCCACUGAACCGGGGGGAGACCGUCGUCAAAAGAACGGCACGAUAACAACUCAGGCGCCCCAUGGAUUCCUCCUACGCAUCGUUCCAUCUCCCAGCGUCGUUAGAGGCCUGCAGGAUAGGGUCCCUACCGCCGGCGGCAUACUACAUCGCGGAUUUCAUUAGCGAGCAAGAAGCGGAAACAAUCCUGCGCAAGGUAGCUCAGAGACCCGGCACGCUGCACCCUAGGGCCCCCAGUACCUUCUAACAAGGACGUCGCGAAGGUUGAAACGGCACCCAAGGCGAGAUGGAGACAACUUACGCAUCGUCGGCUACAGACAUGGCCCUCGGAUCUGGUUAAAGACACUCUCGUCGACGCCCGGCCGCUCCCGGACUGGC